AUGGGGCUCGUGCAGGGCAGUUGGUUGCAGAUGACCACCCCUUCCCAGCCUGCCCAGUUCUCCGGGCCCAGAAACUCCUGGCUGCAGCUUGUUCCUCAUAUCUGCUGCAGACACCUGGGGAGGUUCCCUGACAAAGGCAGCUUUCAUCAGGUCUCCUCUCAAGAUGCCCCAGGGGAGAUGUGCAAAGAAACACCUCCUGGAGCCCAACAGCUGUGGCGGGAAAAGUCUGCUCCCCAUGUCCUCCAUGUCUUCUCUGCCCAAAAGGCCUCUGCCUCGAGCCUCAAGCAUUUCUCCAGCUUUUGUCCAGGCUUAGUUCCUGCCUUAGUUUCCACUCACUCAGAUUCAUCCCUGAGAGCCUUGCCAACACCACAGCCUCUCUUUUCCCUGGAUAGUCUUCCACCCACUUGUUUUCUCUCCUUCCCACCAUGUCAUCCUGAUACAGGGACCUGCCUUCCACCUCAGAACCAUUAG
This is a messenger RNA of Rangifer tarandus platyrhynchus (Svalbard reindeer), 471 nucleotides long. Lineage: Eukaryota; Metazoa; Chordata; Mammalia; Artiodactyla; Cervidae. The record is from the annotation of a GenBank genome assembly.